AUGAACCAGGCCUCCAGCACCCCUCCAAUCAGACUGCCCACAGGAGACCCAGACGAGAACUAUGAGCUGGAGAUCGUCAUCCGUGUGACCGAUGCACUAGGUGCUUUUAGCGUCACAAGAGCCACAACGAAUGUAAGACCACCAGAAAAUAUUGAAGAGUUGGUGGAAGCCGUUCUAGAUGACGUGGACGUCAACAACCUACAACAGACUACGUCAUCAAUCGCCAGUGUGGCGUCUGUGCUAAACGUUGCCGUCGGAACUGACGUCGACAAUACAAAAGCGGCUUAUACCAACACACGUGAUCGGAUGAUGCAAAUUCUGGAGCAGGUUCAGGUGCAGGACGUGCAGCAGGUGAAACAGGUGUCAGGCACGCUAGCACACGUGACUAACAAGCCUGAAGAACUGUCGGAUGGGUCUCAGGUAAGAGCAGCUGACACUUUAAAGACGUUAGGAGAAGUGUUGACGACUGAGGCAUCAGAGGUUGGAACGGAGGAGCUGGAAGGCGUAGCGGCUCAACUUUUCACAGGUGCCAUAAACAUUCUGGACGCUUCCAGUCAAAGCGUGGAGAGAGAGAAGUCCAAGACAAAACUGACAAACAAGACUACAGACUUCCAAAAGAACGAGCAGGCAGUCACCACCGUUUUCGAAACUAUCGACGAGUUGUCUUUCACGAUGAUCUCGCGAAAGAACCGAGACGAGAAGCCGACUCUGGUCCAGGCUAAGGAGUUCCUGAUGUCCCUGGCGAGGUCCAGCUGUGACGGACUCGGGACGCGGGUAAUACAGACCCAGGAAAAAACGAAGGCGUACUUUGAAAUUCCAGAGAACAUUACCUCGAAGCUUUGUGUCAACGGAACUGUCAGAUCUCAGACUUACUUUGCACCACGAAACCCUUUUGAAUAUGGAAAUAAUGCCGAGGAUGUCAAGACCACGAUUCUGGGACUUUCUGUUCUCGGCGAAAGGCAGAAAGUGCUUGUCAGUAACCUAAAGGAGGAUGAACGUAUCGAGUAUAUCAACCCAAUAUCUCCUGAGAAACCAAUAAUUGUAAACGGCAAUGCAACGUCAUCUAACAGCAGGCAAAUAGCGAUACACAAUUUCACCACAACAGAACCAGGUGUUGCUUUCUACAUCCGCGUCAUCCCUGACGUUCCCAACAAAGACGUAAACGUCACGUUAAGAACUUACCUGAAACGUGGUGCGGUGGUCUCACCUGUUGACUAUAGUCACAAUGCAACCCUAACAGGUAAUGGAGUCUCUACACAGCCGUACACGUGGUUCCUGAACCAGGAAGCUUUAAACACCGGAAGUGGACGAGAAGUUUGGACAAUAGGCCUCCAGCGGAUCCCAACCACUGACGAGAACGGACAGACGUCAGACUCCAGUGUUUCGUACACCAUGAGCAUCACAGCAUCCAAAUGUCUCUUCUUCGACGAGUCGUCAAGUCUUUGGACCGACAGGGGAUGCGAGGUUGGGCCGCAGACGACAGAUGAGCAGCUCCACUGUAUCUGUGACCACCUGACAGCCUUUGCUGGUUUUGUUGCGCCCAACCCGCUGGACUUGGGCAGUUCCUUCACCUUUGACCUGGACAGAAGUCUGAUAGCCCUGGUGACCGUGUGCGUCGUGAUGGCCUUGUACAUCGUGGCUGUCUUCAUCGGGAGAAGCCUGGAUGUUGAUGAUAAACGAAGGCGUGAAUACAGACGCCAGCGUAAGAGAGAGAACAGGGUCCAACAGCAAAGAGUAUACAAGAAUGUACCCCAGUCCACAACGGGAAAAAGUUUUAUAUCAGAACACCUGUGGAUAUCUGCUGUGAAACCCCCAUCCAACCACUUCACCCGUGUGCAGAGGAUCUCCUGUUGUCUGUGCCUCCUCAUGUCCUUCAUGUUAGUCAACAUCAUGUUCUACCGGGGAGACAGGAACUUCGUACCCAGGGUUACCGGAGGGAGGGUCCAACUGGAGCAACUGUUCAGCUGGGACACGUUCAUCAUCGGCCUGGAGAGUUCCUUAAUCGCCUUACCAAUCAACGUCAUCGUCGUGGUGCUUUUCCGUUACGCCGGGCCACGUCACGACACGUCAUCGCCAGCAAAUGGGCUCAUCCGGAAGGGCAAGGAAAACUACGUCACUCCACAGAAGGAUCGAGCCGUGGAUCUACCCCAUUACUUGCCCAGAAGGAACGGGACGGAGUACACUGCAUAUCCUUCCGCACAUAUCGAGAAGUUUAAAAAAGAAGGAGGUAAGCUUCAUACUUGA
Branchiostoma floridae (Florida lancelet) is the source of this 2244-nucleotide messenger RNA. RefSeq names its product polycystic kidney disease protein 1-like 2. The coding region runs from base 1 to 2244 and encodes 747 amino acids. NCBI's taxonomy places the organism in Eukaryota, Metazoa, Chordata, Leptocardii, Amphioxiformes, Branchiostomatidae. The transcript is spliced from 12 exons. The record is from RefSeq and is a predicted model, not a curated record.